AUGGCAACUGUGAAGAAUGAUCCAAACACUUUUUGGGUCACCAAAUAUCUGAACGUGCAUACAUGUUCUAAUGUGGACCGCGUAGCUAACCGUAAGCGUUGCACCUCAAAAUAUAUGGGGAGGCUUUUUAUAGACCGGGGCUUUACAAUAUGCCCAAGAAUAUGUGAGAGGAAGCGCCGAAUCUGGAUAUGCGAAUUGCCUUAUUGUCUUAGGAAAAUAGAGCAGUCAAACCCAGGAAGUGUCGUUGACCUUGUUGUUGAUGACGAGCAUAGGUUUAAGUACAUUUUCAUAUCUUUCGAUGCUUCAAUAUGUGGUUUCAAUUACGUGAGGCGAGUUAUUGUGGUUGAUGGGACCCAUCUCACCGGCAAGUAUGAAGGUGUAUUGUUAGUCGCUUGCGCACAGGAUGGUAACUUUCAGAUAUUUCCGUUGGCUUUUGGAAUUGUCGACUCAGAGUGUGAUGCUUCAUGGGUUUGGUUUUUCCUUAAAUUAAGUGAGUGUAUCUUGGAUGAAUAUUCAUUGGUAGUAGUUUCGGAUAGGCACAGCUCAAUAGCUAAAGCAUGUCGCAAUGUUAUCCCAUGGGCAACAAGAGGGAUAUGUUACUACCAUCUCCAACAAAACAUAAUUUCUAAUUUCAAUGGGAAGCAACUGAUGUACUUGGUGAAAGGGGCAGCAUAUGCACAUACACAUGAUGAUUACAACCGCUACAUGGCUUCGCUUACUAACGUAAAUCCGGCUCUUGCAGCCUACUUAAAUGAGGCAGAUCCAGCUUUAUGGUCUCGAGUUUACUGUCCAGGAGAUAUAUACAACAACAUCAAGACUAGCAACAUUGCGGAAUCUAUCAACUCCACGCUAAAGAAAGCCAAAGGUUAUCCGAUCGCAUAUCUCAUUGGGUUUAUUAUGAAAAAGUUAGAGCAUUACACAUAUAUGAUGACGGUCGAACGCAUUGAUGGUUGGCUUUUCCACGUUAAUGGUGGGCAACAUGACUGUUUGGUUGACUUGGAAGCAAAAUCUUGUUCAUGCGGGGUGUUUGGUGUUGAGAAAAUACCAUGUUCACAUGCAAUUAAGGCUGCCAAGUCAAGUGGAUGGCAUAUGUCUACCGUGGUCGACGCUUACUAUAGAAAAGAUUAUGUAUAUGCAUCGUACGCGACUAACAUCAUGACCAAUGUCGAUCAUGAUCCGAUUGGGCCAAAUAUCCAAUGUAUACCUCCCAUACCGAACGGAAGCCUGACUUGGUCAGACGAAGGACCGUCAGGUGGUUGGCAAAAGCGGAGCUUAUUGGAGGCGAGGGAUGAGAUCCGUCGGCAGAAGGAAGAAAUCAAGCUAAUGAAAGGGUUCAUUGUUGUCAUGGCCAUGUGUCUUGGGAUGUGUGUGAAGUAG
Molecule: messenger RNA, 1377 nt
Organism: Camelina sativa (false flax)
Lineage: Eukaryota; Viridiplantae; Streptophyta; Magnoliopsida; Brassicales; Brassicaceae
Source: RefSeq, a predicted model, not a curated record